This is a messenger RNA of Phalacrocorax carbo (great cormorant), 3339 nucleotides long. Lineage: Eukaryota; Metazoa; Chordata; Aves; Suliformes; Phalacrocoracidae. The record is from RefSeq and is a predicted model, not a curated record.
AUGCGAGACCUCGCGGCUCAGGUAACGAGCAGCCUGCUGCAGUUUCCCGAGGUGACCAUUCAGGCUCUUGGGGAAGAUGAGCUCACCCGAGGGUCUGUGCUGCGUGGGCGGUUUUCCAGAGGGAGAGAUGGGCUGGCCUGGCUGGCGUGUGGCCCUCAGCUGGAGGUUGUGAGCGCUGUGACGGGAGAGCGGCUCUCUGCACACCGUUUCAGUGGAGCCCGUGAGCAGCCUCCCACCAUCCGCGUGGUGAAGGAGGUUUCCUGGCAGACGGGAACGGGGCUGCUGGUUGGCUUGAGAGAAGCAGAGGGAAGUGUUCUCUGCCUGUACGACCCUGGAACAUCGAGCGUGGUUACAGCAGUAGUUCUGCCAGGAAGGGUAACUGCUGUAGAGCCCAUAACUAACCCCGGAGGAGCCAGCGCGAGGCCUUGGCACCUGCACCGGGCUCUGCAAGGGUUUUGUGGCGUGGCAGCGGUGGCGACAGAUGUUGGUCAUCUGCUUGUGGUGGACCUUGGUUUGGAUGAUCUCUCUUGCAGUCAGAGGGAGAAUGAACCAUCGGCUCUAGUAGUUGUCACCAGAAUUGCUGCUGGAGUUCCACUAAGAAGAGAAAUGGUGACCGGGGAAGGGAGACAUCUCUGCCUUCAGUUACAGUGUCCUUCAGGAACAGCAAUAUCGACCCUGUGCUACAUCAGCAGAAGCAACCAGCUCGCCGUGGGUUUUUCCGACGGCUCCCUGUCACUGUGGAAUAUGAAAACUCUGCAGUGGGAGCACCACUGUCAGCUUGAAGGAGGAAGGAUUCCUGUCUGCGCCGUUACUUUUCAAGAGCCUGAGCACGAUCCUCGCAACUGCUGCUACUUGUGGGCUGUUCAGUCGACGCAAGAAAGUGAAGGCGAUGCCGUGAGUUUACAUCUGUUGCAGUUAGCGUUCGCAGACAGGAGGCGCUCGGCUUCAGGACAAGCCAUGUACGAGGGUUUGGCAUCCUGUGUUGAAAAGUACAGUUUGGAUCUGACGGGUGGAGCCUUUCCCUUGAGAGGGCAGGGCAGCAAGGCCAAACUACUCAGCUGUCAGGCUGUAGAAAUCUUUCCCAACUGCAUUGACAGAGAAGGCAGCGUUGAUGAAGUCAUAUCUCCUGACACCAGUGUCUCCGUCUUCAGCUGGCAAGUGAACACACGUGGCCAGGGAAAACCAUCUACUUAUUUGGGUGUAUUUGACUUUGACUGCUGGUAUGAGGCUCAAAAGCCAGGCUCACUAAGGCCAGAAGAAUCCCUUCAGGACUGCCCCUAUUUUGCACUGUGGUCACUGGACGCUGUGACAAGCACGACUGCUCCAAACCUCCUUCUGGAUGUUGUGGUGCAGGAGCGCAGCCUAAGCUGGAGAGUUCCUCCUUCUUACCCACAACCUGAGCUGUGUUUUCAUCCAAGCACCUAUAAUUUUGAUGGCACGUGCCUGCUGAGCUCUGGAGUUGUUCAUGUGACGUGCAGCGGCUUCCAGAAGGAGGUGAGCUUUCAGUUAGACGCGGUCUUGUCAGCUGCUGCCCAGACAGGUUCUGUAGGGCUUCUGACUGGCUGCAUUAAGCUUUGGACAUCUAAAGAGCAGCCAAGUUCUGCUGCUAAUUUACAGUUUGCCCUUGACUGGACAUGGAGCAGAGUGAUCUAUACACAACACAAAUUUGAUGACAUAUGUGUUGCGCUGUUUGACGGCUCCUGCAGCUCCACUGACCCGCAGAGGUUACAGGCUCUGCAGCACCGCCAGUUGCUUUUGAGCAACCUUAGCACAGUCUUGAACUGUUUUCUAACAGAGGCACAAGAGCUCGCCGGAGAAGGUUUAACAGACUUGACAAAUAAGCUGGCGGCGACCAGCCUCGCAGCUUUGUAUGCACGAGUGGUCCUCUGGUUCUGUGGGUCCCGCCUCCUGCCCGAGGGCUCAGGUGAUGAGAUGCGUUUCUCUAGACCUUUCUACAAUUAUCCUCUGAUUCGGAGCUACUACGCUGGUCAUCGACAGCAACUGGAGCGUUUAUCAAGAGGCAAAUGGGACUCUGACUGCCUGAUGAUCGAUGGGAUGGUUUCCCAGUUGGGAGACCAAGUUGAGGAGAUGUGGCGGAGAGAGGAAGGAGGAACUGGGAAAUACCCACCUCCUAGUUUACAGGCACUGCUGGAGCUCUAUUUGCUAGAAGGCGUUGAAGAAAGCCACAAACAUGCAAUCACAAUUUACUUGCUGCUAGACAUCACGCAUCCCUUUCCGAACAAAACAGAACCUUCCGUCGACUCCUUCGCAGCUGCCUUUGCCAUCCCUUCGGGCCUUGUUAAGCUUAUUCGAGGUUUUUGGCUUCUAGACCACAAGGACUAUGAUAACUCCCUGGCCCUGCUCUUUCACCCAGCUACAAUCAAACCUGUGUCGUGGCAACACGUGAGAAUUCUUCGGUCCCUCAUGUGCCAAGGAGAGCAUGGGCGAGCCCUCAGAUACAUGCAGGUGAUGAAGCCACCGUUCUCAAGCAGUCGUGAAGAGCGGCUUUUCCUCACUGUGCUGUUGUCCAAUAGGUGCAUGGCGGAGGCUUGGGCUCUGCUGCAGGAGCACACCGCUCAGUUAAAGGAGGAAGAGCUAUUAAAAGACAUGUAUGACAUCUGUCGGGAGAUGGGACUAGUGGGAGACUUCCUGAGGCUGCCUUUCACAGACUCUGAACAAAAGUGUUUGGAGAAAAUUUUACAGAUUCAUGAGAUUCUUUUAGUCCGGCACCUGCAGCGUGCCAACUGUAUGGCAGCACCACAGCUGAACCAGGCGAUGAACGUUCAUCUCAUGAACGACUGUGCUCCUCGCUGGAGACAGAGAGCAGUUGCCAGAAAUUCUCUCUCAGCCCAGCACGGCAAGACCCUUCCUAGAGGUCAGAGGCAGCUGGCUGUAGAGAGAGCCAAGCCUUACCAUCUGCCUUCGUCCGGACCAAGAGAAGCUGCAAGACCAAAGCCAAUCUCAACAGUAACAAAACCAGCUAAUGCAGGAAAUGUGGAUCCAAGGGCACCUUUCAGCAGUCGUGUGUUGGCCAAAGUUAGAGAGUUAUGGGUAGGAAACGAGAGAGAGAAGGAUGCAGGAGGGAGGUGUGUGAUUUCUGUGAACACCGACAGCACAAGCGUAGAUGACCCUAGGAAUCCAGGGCACAGGAAAAGCUUUGCUUCUGAUCUAGCCUAUUGGUCUCAUAGCAGCUUCCUGAAGGACGAGAACGGCACGCUCAUCUCCGCAGGAUCCAACAGUGAUGUGGGCCAGCCAAAUGAGGUAGAGCAGGGUAAGACUGUCUUGACCACGAUAGGUCUAAAGACCUCGCAGGGCAGCCAGAAGGAAGCUGUUGAAUGA